Messenger RNA from Pistacia vera, 1416 nucleotides. Its product is annotated as phosphoinositide phosphatase SAC1-like. Gene Ontology annotation, cellular component: intracellular membrane-bounded organelle. Gene Ontology annotation, biological process: phosphatidylinositol dephosphorylation. Lineage: Eukaryota; Viridiplantae; Streptophyta; Magnoliopsida; Sapindales; Anacardiaceae. The record is from RefSeq and is a predicted model, not a curated record. Gene Ontology annotation, molecular function: phosphatidylinositol-3,5-bisphosphate 5-phosphatase activity. The transcript is spliced from 9 exons. The coding region runs from base 1 to 1416 and encodes 471 amino acids.
AUGGGUUGGGAAGGGCAAAAUUUUCUUAAAGAAGCAGUAUUCUCAAAAUCUUGGGAGAAGCAACUUAGCACUCUUGAAGUUUUGAUUGAAGAUGCUUCCCUUAGAGAGUUGCGUGCCAGUUCAGGGGACCUUGCAAGGCUUGCAAGUAGUGGUGAGAAUUUAAGUUCUAUAAUUAAUCGAGAAAGAGAUACGGAUUUUGGCCAACAAAAUAAAAAAGACAACCAUGAUGAUGUAGCACCAUGUUUUCAAAGUGGAGUUCUGCGCACUAACUGCAUUAACUGCUUAGAUCCUACUAAUGUUGCCCAGUAUGCUUAUGGGCUUGCUGCUUUGGGCCGCCAACUUCAUGCUAUGGGUUUGACAGACAUGCCAAAAGUUGACCCUAAUAGCAGCAUAGCUGCGGCUCUUAUGGAUAUGUAUCAGAGCAUGGGGGAUGCUCUUGCACAACAAUAUGGUGGCUCUGCUGCUCACAAUAGUGUGUUUCCAGAGAGGCAGGGAAGGUGGAAAGCUACUACCCAAUCUAGAGAAUUUCUUAAGUCUAUCAAGAGAUACUACAAUAAUGCCUACACCGAUGGUGAAAAGCAAGAUGCAAUAAAUUUAUUUUUGGGUUAUUUUAAACCACAGGAAGGGAAACCUGCUCUAUGGGAAUUGGAUUCUGAUUAUUAUCUUCACUUUUCUGGGAUUGGUGAUGACGUAUUCCCUGAUAAAUGUUUGGAAGCUACUGUUAAAGCUGUAGGACAUGGAAGGAUUCUUGCCCCUGUUCCAGCAUGCAGAGAAGAUUUUUCUCGGCUGAAAUUGACUUCCUUUGAAAAAUUGAUAGCGAAAACAUGUAUCUCAAUGAAAAAUGUUAAGACUUUGCAUGAAAUACAGUUGAAAAGUCCAAAUUGGCUCUUCGGCCAGAGAAAGUUUGAAGGAAAUGUGUCUGCUCCCAAAGUUACGUCACAUGAAAUUGUAAAUCGGGAAGUUCAUAAUGAAAUAAGAGCCGACAGUUUCUGUGACUUGAAUUGGCUUUCUUCGGUGGAUGACAUAAAUGAAGAAGAUGUCUUCCAGAGGUAUCUCACAAUGGCCUCUGCUGAUGAAGCCAAUGGUUGGUAUGGUGGAACACUGCUCGGUGAUGAAGACGAAGGCAGUGAGAUAUAUACUGAACUAUGCCAGAGGGAGAUGGACUAUUCUCAUGUUCUAGAAAUGAAUAGACUUGAUGUGGUAGACAAAGUUGUUGUCGAAGCAGAGAUGGAAGCAGUCCUCAGGGAGUAUGAUCAAAUUGGUGCUGAUCUUUGGAUCAUCCCGGCAUCAUGUAAAUUGUUUACUGAAGAUUCGAGUAGGUUGUCGAGAUGUGGAUCAUUGGGGAGGAGAAGUGGAGGAAAUUGUGAAACCAGUUUGCAGCUGUGUUUCGUGGCACUCCUCGCUUCAGAGAAAUAA